Elaeis guineensis (African oil palm) is the source of this 1374-nucleotide messenger RNA. RefSeq names its product G-type lectin S-receptor-like serine/threonine-protein kinase At2g19130. Gene Ontology annotation, biological process: protein phosphorylation; recognition of pollen. The record is from RefSeq and is a predicted model, not a curated record. Gene Ontology annotation, molecular function: protein serine/threonine kinase activity; ATP binding. Lineage: Eukaryota; Viridiplantae; Streptophyta; Magnoliopsida; Arecales; Arecaceae.
AUGGAUACUGAGAUAAAGCCAUGUUCUUCUCUUUCUAUCCUUCUUCUCUUCUUUCUCUUCUCUUCUCUCAACAUCCAACACUGUGGAGCAGCUGAUAACCUCUCUUUCGGCGAGGCCCUCUCUGGAAACCAGACCAUAGUGUCCAAAGAAGGCAACUUUGAGCUGGGGUUCUUCACACCAGGUAACUCUCGUAACUACUACAUAGGCAUCUGGUACAAAACAAUUCCAGGCCAAACUGUAAUCUGGGUUGCGAACAGAGAAACACCCAUCUCCGACACCUCCUCUGCCGAGUUAAAAAUCUCAGAAGAUGGCAAACUAGUCCUCCUAAACAGUUCCAAAAUCCCAGUUUGGUCAUCCAAUUCUACUGCAUCAACCUCAAAUUCCACAGUUGCAGUGCUUCUUGACACCGGAAAUCUUGUUAUACGAAAUGGAGUAACCUCAAAUAGGCAUCGAUUAAUUUGGCAGAGUUUUGAUCACCCAACCGACACCGUAAUGCCCGGAGGAUGUCUUGGACUUAACAAGAUCACAGGGGAGCGUCAAAGCAUCACUUCAUGGGAGAAUUCUGAUAACCCUGCCCCCGGGCCUUUCACAGGAAGCACGGACCCUGAUGGAUCCAAUCAGUUUGUAUUGCUGUGGAAUGGUUCUGAAAUUUGGCGCUGUGAGCUUUGGAAUGGCCAGUUCUACCCUCCAAUCCCUGGUACCCAAUCAAGCAGUCCCAUAAAGUUCACCUUCGUCAACAACAAGCAGCGGAAUUGUGCCAUGUAUACCGUCCUCGACAGUUCUUUCAUCACUCGGUCUGUGAUUCAUUCAUCUGGGCUGUUAAGGCAAUGGUUUUGGGUGAACAGCACCCAGGAGUGGCGGACAUACUAUACCGUACCUUAUUUUCAAUGUGAUGACUCUCAAUGUGGAGCUUUUGGAAUCUGCGACCAGCAAAGCCCCAAUAUUUGCAGGUGCUCCUAUGGUUUCGAACCAGCUUCAGCGAAAGAAUGGGAGCUCAAUGUUUGGAGAUCAGGGUGCGUGAGGAAAACCAGUUUGCGAUGCGGUAAUAAAAGCUCGGCCGAUGGAGAAGGGGAUAAAUUCUUUGAGAUGACCCAUAUGAGAUUGCCUGCCAAUCCAUGGUACUUGACCGUUCGGAGUGCUGAAGACUGCGAACAGGCUUGCUUGAACAACUGUUCUUGUAACGCAUAUGCUUAUGGGGGUGGAUGCUCCAUUUGGACUGGGGACCUUCAGAACCUUGAACAAGUCUAUGAUGGUGUUUAUGAAAAGGAGACCCUAAACUAUGAAGAGGUUGUUGGUGUGCUCAGAUCUAAUGAACAAAGAGAGAAGAUCCGCAAAAAAGAUCCUAACUCUGAGGUCUUGGCUGUGAAUGAAUGA